Rubroshorea leprosula is the source of this 3165-nucleotide messenger RNA. The record is from the annotation of a GenBank genome assembly. NCBI's taxonomy places the organism in Eukaryota, Viridiplantae, Streptophyta, Magnoliopsida, Malvales, Dipterocarpaceae.
UCUAUUCCUACUAAUGCUUGGACCUAUAAUAGCUCAUCCUUGAUAUCCCUUGUUGCAUUCAUUCUAUUAAUGCAUUGAGUGAACCGUUCGAUGCUUUGAAUAUAACUCAGGGUUCAGCAAUCUUGUUGGCAAUCUUAGAGAGACUGGGGCCUUUUGUGUUGAUUCUGGAUGAUGUGUGGGCUAGUUUCUCUCUUGAAGAUGUAGGAAUUCCAGAGCCAACUACAAGCAACGGUUGCAAGUUAGUUUUGACCACCCGUUCAAAAGAGGUUGCCCGAUCAAUGGGAUGUAAGAUAAUUGAAGUGAAGCCUCUUAAAAAGGAUCAAGCAUUAAAAUUAUUCUUGAAUAAAGUUGGAGAUGACAUUUUUCCUACACCGACAUUAGAAUCAACUUUGAAGAUGAUUGUGGAUGAAUGUGCUGGUCUUCCACUUGCAAUAGUUACAGUAGCUGGUAGCAUGAAGGGAAUGUCUGACCCACAUUUGUGGAAGAAUGUGUUGAAUGAAUUGAGAGAACAAAAAAGAAUGGUGGCAGGUACAGAGGUUGAUGAAUUUCGCAUAUUAAAAUUCAGUUAUGACCAAUUAAAAGAUGAAAAAAUUCAACAUUGUUUUUUAUGUUGUGCAUUAUAUCCUGAAGACCAUGAAAUUCAAAAAGAUGAGAUAAUUGAAUAUUGGAUUGAGGAGGGACUUAUAGAUGAAAUGCAGACCAGACAAGCAAUGAAGUUUAAAGGCCAUGGUAUUUUGUGGAAGCUUGAAGGCAACUGCUUGUUGGAAUUCAUUAAAGAUAAAUAUAAAGGAGAAUGUGUGAGGAUGCAUGAUCUUCUUCGAGACAUGGCACUACAUAUCACAAGAACAAGUCCUCGAUUCUUGGUGAAAGCUGGCACAACGAGCGAGUUACCUCCUGAGGAGCAUGAAUGGAAAGAAGAUAUUUUGAAGGUUUCUUUAAUGUAUAACUACAUAAAAGAAAUUCCUUCAAGCUUGCCAUCUCCAAAGUGCCCUAUGCUUACAACCUUGUUGUUGUCUUAUAACCUUUUCUUAACAAUUCCAGAAUAUUUUUUUGAUCAUAUGCUUGGGCUCAAGAUUCUCGAUCUUUCCUACAAUGUUUGCCUAGAAAGCCUACCAAAUUCAGUUUCUAGAUUAGAGAAUCUUACCGCUCUGUUGUUGCGGGGUUGCACUCACUUAAGAAAGAUACCAUCUUUAUACAAUCUUCGGGUCUUGAAAAAUGGAUCAUAUCCAUUAAGGAAGAGAUGGAGAACAUUAUCAAAAAUACCUGAUGGAAUACUACCAAAUCUCUCCAAAGUUCAGUAUUUAGGAUUAGAUUAUAAGAUACUGUUGAAAGUGGAAGAGAUAAAGAAAUUGGUGAAGUUGGAAAGUUUUAGGGGUCGCUUCCUUACCGCACAUGACAUGAGCAUCUUUUUCAAUUCUCGAAGAGAUGGCCUAAGUUGGUACAAUCUUCAUAUUGGGGGCCUCAAGGUUGACCCUGUUAAUUUUGGUUAUUUUGGUAGUAUGAAUUUCAUACGUUGCUACGGUGUUGAUAUUUGUGGAGAGCCCACUUUACUACCAUCUGAUGUUCAAAAUUUGGAGGUGAUGGAGUGCAAUGAUAUGAGAAGCUUAAAUGAUAUUUCUGGCUUUCAAGAUGCAACUGACUUGCAAGAAUGCAAGAUUUAUGAUUGUGAAGGAAUUGAGUGUUUUCUUUCCUCGUGGUCAAACCAGCUCCCAAGCCUUCGUUUUCUGGAACUUUCACAUCUAAAAAAUUUGAAGGUCAUGUUUGAAGUAGAAGCUACUGCCAAGUCAGUACCCCCACCUAUCACUUUUUCAUCUCUUAAGGUCAUUACCAUUUCAUUUUGUGUUAAAAUAAAGAAGCUGUUCUCGCCCAGGUUGCUGCCACUAGAAUUCCUCCAGAAUCUAGAAGAGAUUGAAGUUAAAUAUUGUAUACAAUUGGAGGAAAUAAUAGCAUCAGAACCAGAAAGAGAAGGAGAAAGGGUCUCCAAGGUCAUUCUUCCGAAAUUAAAGAGGCUGAUGUUGUUGGCACUGCCCGCUUUGAGGAACAUUUGUAGCUCAAGUGCAGUACUUGUUUGCGAUUCCAUCAAAGAUCUUGAAUUUGCUAAUUGCUUGAAUCUUAAUAUAGGGUGUGUUUUUGGCUCGUGGUUCAACCCGCUGCAAACCCUCGAGAUUCUGACACUUUGGAGAUUAAACUUGAGAUCUGUGUUUGAUGAAGAAGCUCCUUCUUUGUUAGCUCCUCCCAUCACUGCUUUUUUGCCUCUUAAAAGCAUUUCUGUUUCCAACUGCCAUCAAUUGAAGAAGCUGUUCCCGCUUACAUUACUGCUUGAUGGAGAACUUUCAAUUCAUCCUAACUGGAAAUCAGUCAUGUUGCUGAUUCAAGGCAUAGAAGCUAGAGGUGCUUGUAGAGAAUUAAGCUUUGGCCCAGAUGAUGAACUAGAGCUCAAUUCUGGUAUGGAUGAUGAUUUUGAUGAAGCUUAUGAAUCCAGGCAGAAUAAAAGAAAUAAAAAGGGUGUCAUUGAAGCAGAAAUAGUUUCUUCACCAAGAGCUAACCUAGUUGCUGCUGCAGAGACGUCUGUUUUUGUCAAUGGAGUAAUACAUUGGAAGAUACAACCGUGGAACCCUUGGGAUGACGAAACGAUUGUCGCAUUUGAUUUAGAUGAAGAGAAGUUUUCGAUUCUUCCUCCUCCAACUGGUGCAGCAAAGAAUUGUAAUACUUUCCAUCUUGCGGGGAUUAGGGGAAAUCUCUGGUUGGCAGAGCACACACAUAAGUUUUCCAACAUCAAUUUGUGGGUUUUUAAUAAGGAUUUGCAGAACCCUUCCUGGAAAAAGGAAUUCAUGAUUGAUUGCACAACAAUUAGGGAUGGUUAUUCUUUAGUUGCUUCUUUUUUGCUGCAUCCGUUGGAUUUUCAGAAUGAAGAGGGAAUUUUGUCCAGGCUUGAUGGAGUUGGGCUAGUUCUUUACAAUGUCAAGACUAAAACUUUCACCCUUCUGAAGGAGGAAAGGGGUCGUUUUAUGUUUUGUUAUUAUAUAGAUGGUUUCUUGUCAUGAGACUUUUGAGUACAGGUCUCAAAGCUUUUCUUUUUCUCAGUUUUUGGUUUUAUGGGUUUAGUAAAGUUAUUAGUAAUGUGUUAUCAAUAUUUUGAAGUUUUAAUAAUUAAGAAUUUAAGGU